GGCACGAGGAACAAAAGAAGGAGGCAGCAGUUCAUGACAAUAAGGAAGUGGAUGCUGUUGAACUGGAACUUUAGCUUUCCCACUGCUGUUUAAAGUGAAAUGUGUCAGUUCGCAGCUCAGUGACAGACUCAAAACAACAACGGCUGAGCUAAGGAAGUUAGCCGCUAAGCUAACUGCGUCAUAAACUUCAUAUUAUUAUCUUAAAACUCAGAAACAGGAGGAGAGGAAGACACGGACAAACAUUCCAGCCACAAUGGAUCACAAAGAGAAAUCUCCGGAAGGAGCCCUGGACCUGAGUCAAGAUGAUUUGCCGCAGAUGGACGGUUCCUGUGAUGCGUGCGAGCCCGACGAAGCCCAACCAGCGACGCAGGUGUGCCACAGCUGCAGCUUCGCCUUCUGCCCGAUUCAUGCUGAGAGACACGCCAGCAGCACUCGGCACGCGUUAGUGCCUUAUAACAGCGAAGACGCACAGGCCUGUGGCGCGGACAGAGACUCCAGAGUCGAAGGAGCGGCCGAGGAGGAAUCUGGUGCAAAUCAGGGGGCGGCCCACGGUGGAAAGAGUGGGACCGCUGAGGAAAGAGAAAAUGCUGAGAAUGAGGGGAAAGGUGGCGACGAGGCUGAGGCCAUGGCUGCUGGAGAGGCGGGGAAGAGGGACACCGUGACCGUGGAGAGGCUGCGUUGCAAAGAGCAUGGCCAGGAAGCCUCCCUCUACUGUAAACCCGACGAGCAAAUCAUCUGUGUGGUUUGCGCUGUGCAGGGCGAGCACAGGGAUCAUGAGAUCAUCACUCUGCACGAGGCCUAUGUGUGGCAGAAGAGCAGGCAGGGUCAUGACCUGCUGGGCUACACACAGCAGAUGGCUGAAAGGAUCAAGACCAGGUGGACCAACCCUGAGAUGUCUAUGGAGGAGCUAGAAGGAUACGUCAACAGCCAGUUUGACGAGCUCCGCAGGUUGGUUCGACUGGAGGAGAGGAGGACCCUUCACCUCGUAGACCUCAAAGAAGCGUUCCUCACAGCCUCGGCUGCAGAGAAAAUUGCUGAGAUCACCGUCGAAACCGAGAAACUGCAGGAGGAGAUGGAUAACAUCACACACCAGCUGUGCCUGCUGGAACAGGCCGAGGCGCAGGCAGUAGGUCCUGCAGCAGUGGCAGAGGUCCUAGCAGCGAGGCCUGGACCAGUCCACAGAUUACUGCACGACAUUGAAGCCAGGCCAAGGUUGCCGGAGCCAAGGGCAAACCCCAUGGACCCGCGGGAUUUGGAAGACAAUGAUUCUGGCCCGUCCAUGGACCACGCCCCGUGAUGUGAGCCGAGCAGACUCCCCCGUGCAUCCACCUGUCCUUCACGAUCUGCUUCAGCCCGCUGACAGCCCAGUUGAGCCGUCAGGCCGGCCCCUUCACUGUCAGUCAUUUCUGCGCACCCCCUCCUUUUUUUUUUUUUUUUCCCUGGCAGUGACCUUGAAAGAAAGCUGCAGUGACAAAUAUGGAUGGCCACAUCUUUUCCACACUCAAAACUUUCCUAAUUCCUCACUUGCUACGAACUUUCUUUAAUUGAAGCACUCAAGCUAUGUGCAAUCAAUUACCAUCAGGCUCAAUUUCCACAGCCAGCCAGAUCUUUUGGCUUACUGGUGAGAGAGGAGCUGGGUAAGGCAGCUGUGCGAAGCAUCUGUUAAGCUCAACAGAUGUUAGGAAAACAAAAGUAUGUGACACAGUGGUUUACACUCCUCAUUUAUUUGGAGUAUAAUUAUGGUUCUGCCGAUUAGACUCCACCGAUCUGCCUUAAAUCUUCAAGAGAUUAUUUUACAUCCAGAGGUGCACUAAUCCGGCUUUGUCUGGACGAUGCCGAUUUACGGCGUUCUUUGAGGUCUGGCAUGCUGGUUCCAAUUUUUACUCCACCCAAUUAUUUUUUAUUUUUUUUAUUUUAAGGAGCAUACAGCAGAUUAAAAAAAAAGAAUUAAAAACGUGCUGUUGGUUCUUUCUGAAUUCGACAUAAUCACGAAGAAGUGAGAUCACAUAUUUACAUACACUAGAAAAUAAAUGCAUAACUUUUUUUUUCUCACUGAUAUUAAUCUAUAUCAGAUGAAGAUUUUCCUCUUUUACCAAGAUUAUUUAUGUUUGCUAAAUAACAAGCAAGAUUUUAGAGAUUUUCUUCAUUUUUUUACUGUCUUAACAUUCAGAAAUGAACAAAAAUCUUUGCAUGUGGUAGAAUUGCCUUUUAAACUGUAUCACUUGGGUCAGAUCCUUUGGGUGUCCUUUCUCACAGUAGUUUGCUGGAGUUUUGGCACAUCAGCUCUGUACACAAUUUUUAAUGGUACUAAGAUGUGGCUAUGUGGUGACAACUCCAAAAACUCUGACUUUACUCUCCCUAAUCCACUUUGUAACUUAAUUUGGUUGACCCAUUUGUGCCCAGGAUUUAAUUUCCUGGCCAAUGUCUUGUGAGAAUGCUUUAGUAUUUCUAUAAAAACAAGUAGAAGAUUAAUUUCAAUGUGAAUAAUAUGCAAUGAAGCAGCACAUUUAAGGGUUGUCUAAUGUCAAACAGUGAGUAAAAACCAGUUGCCGUUUUAUACAGUGUAUGUAAAUAUUUAUUUUUCAGCUGUAUUCAUCAAAGCAUAUGUCCUUAAUUGAAAUGAGCCAGUCCAUGUGUACCAAAUUUCUAAAGCGUCAGCAUUUUCCACCACAUCUUUAUCAUGGUUUAAUGUCUUUUGGUUUAGAAGUCGGAGAAGUGCCAGAGUCACUGGCAUUUUCUUCAGCUUUAUGGGACCUAGAGAAAGGCAGUUCAGCUGGCCGAAAGAAGGCCAUUUUGUCCUUACGUACACAAAAGACAAAUUUAACAGACCAGGAGUAUUUCCAGUAAUAAUACGGAAACUAAAGGAGCAUCACCAUCAAUAAUUAUGGCUGGCUUAUAUUAAAUGAGAACAAAAAUAGCCUGUAAGAGAAAUUAGAUGUUUUAAACGUUGCUGGGAAUCCUGUAAAACCUGUAUGUUUUUAUUCAAGGACUUCAUAACAAGAGGGUCUCAGGCAGGUCCUUGGCCAAUCCCUAGCCUUCACCUAAUUUUUAUUCUACUCUAAAACAAACGGCAUCAAAGUAAAUGAUAUUUGUCGAUGAUUUUUUUUGUCCAAAAUGGUGAAAGUUCUUUAUUGUAAUGCAUUUCAUUACCUGGGGAAAAUGUUUUGAUUUUGAACUAUUUUACUUGCCAGUCACCGAUAAGAGCUGAUCAAGGAAAAAUCUGGCCAAUUUAAUGGUGAAACUCUAUUACAUCAGCGUUCAGGGGGCGUUAACUUUGAUUGGACAAAGGGAAAAGGCAACAACGGCGGUGUGUCGUUCUCCGCCAUACUGUGGCAUUCACCUCUCUAUUAGCUGUUUAUGAAAGCUUUUCGAUUUGUUUCACACUUCCUCCUGUGUUUCUCGGAUGUUUUAUCACAACCAGGGUAUAGUCUGACAUCUAUUGAUUAGUAAAUGUUGCUGAGUCUUUAUUGGAUAAAAAUCAAACUUCUAUUUAACUGUGCAAAAACAGCCUUUCUGCAUUUAUCAGCUCUAUAGUGUACUGUAAUUUAAAGGCUCAUUACUCUCGACCCGUCUGCAGCGUAUGACGGAUUGCAGUCCAGAGAUGCGAAUGCACUUUCUACCUUGACCUGCUGAGUCGCAACUAUCACUCAUGAUGUAUUGCCACGGUUUUGUGUACAUAUCAGCAACUUGUUUUGAUUGUGAUUGAUUCUGUUGCCUUAAAAUCAGAACUGAGACGCUGUCAUUAAUGAUACGUGGGAUGGGUUUUAACAAUAAAAUGAUUUUACUAUAGUAGUGCUGCUCAAAGAUGCACUGAAGUUGUAUAUUUCCACUCAAGGUGGUUGUUAUUGUGUCACCAGCCGGAAAAAAAAAAAAACCUGCAAGAUCUUGUUCUGUAUUCUUACUUUGACACCAGACAGGAGUCUGACUGUCUAAGAUUUCCUUCUGUUUUAUUUUGACGGUUUUGGUUUUAAAUCUAUAAAUAAACGGCCUACUUCUUAGACUGGAGGUAGGAGAUGACAUUUA
Fundulus heteroclitus (mummichog) is the source of this 4023-nucleotide messenger RNA. It is a transcript of the gene trim44, whose product is annotated as tripartite motif containing 44. The record is from RefSeq and is a predicted model, not a curated record. Gene Ontology annotation, molecular function: zinc ion binding. The coding region runs from base 254 to 1297 and encodes 347 amino acids. NCBI's taxonomy places the organism in Eukaryota, Metazoa, Chordata, Actinopteri, Cyprinodontiformes, Fundulidae. The transcript has 6 exons.